Molecule: messenger RNA, 1341 nt
Organism: Blepharisma stoltei
Lineage: Eukaryota; Ciliophora; Heterotrichea; Heterotrichida; Blepharismidae
Source: the annotation of a GenBank genome assembly
AUGAAUUCAUCUGGACUCACUCAAGAGCAGACAGAAGCUUUGGCUAAUUUCCAAGCUAUCACUGAAUGCUGGGACAAUUCUAUUGCAUUGCAGCUUAUGAAAAGGCACAAUUGAGACGUCACUGUAGCAUCUAAUGAAUUUUUUUCUCUUCUCUCAGAAGAAGCACAUCUCCAAGAACGACAUAAUUCAGAUAGGCCCGCUCCCAGAAAAAAAUCUCCAUCUCGUCUUAAUCAGCAAAACAAUGCCCAGCCUGCACCUUCACAAAUUCAGCCAAAUUGAUCUAUACGCUCUAUAAUCUCUUCAGGUGCUAGUGCUAUUUAUUCUAAAGCAAGCACAUUGGUGUGAAACUUUUGAAAUCUUUUUGUCCCCCCUGAAGUUCGUGGCGAAGAAUCAGCAAGUGCUCGAGCCUUUGUCACAACUUUACAAAAUUUAAAGACUCCUCUCAUCCCUCCAUUUAGCACAAGACACUUGCCUGAUAUCUUAUUAGAUACAGCCAGCAUAAAAAGACCUUUAAUUAUAUAUAUAAACUCAAGAAAUGUGCCUACAGAGUAUUUAAGAGAUAUAAUUUGUCACGAAGUGACAACUGCGUAUAUAACAGAAGGGUAUUUAGCUUGAGGAGUAGAUGAAAACUCCCAAGAUGGUAAAAUGGUGAUUAGGCUAUUGCAGGCUACGACAUUGCCGACAUUAGCAGUUUUAAAGGUUAGAGACCCUGCAAAACCACAAGUUAUAGAUAUAGAGCUUUUCUUUAAAUUUUCCAGUCAAAAAUGAAGAAUUUACCAAUAGGAAAUGUAUGAAAAAUCCUAUAGGCUUGAAGGAUGUGUACCAUUUGAUACUUUUCUUGAAUUUUUAGAUAAAAAUUCAAGCCUUUUAAGACCUCACCAAAAAGCUCCAGAAGUGUCUCAGAGAUUACUACAGGAAAGGAUAAUUAGAGAGCAGCAAGAUAGGGAGCUAGAAGAAGCCGAAAGGAUUGUUAGAGAAAGAUAUAAAGCUGAAGAAAUUAAAAAAGCACAAAUGAAAAAAGAGGAGGAAGAAGAAAUGAAAAAGCAAAUGAUUGAAGAAGAAAAAAGAAAGCAAAAAGAAGAGAGUAUAGGAGCUGAGCCAAAUCCUGGGCCUGACAUAGCUGCUAUAAACUUUAGGAUGCCUGAUGGUAAAAAAAUAGAGCGAAGGUUCCAAAAAGACAAAAAAAUUGAAAUCCUUUAUGAUUAUAUAGAAACCUCAGGGCUUAAGAAUUUCGAUAUACUUACAAAUUUUCCUUCAAAAGUUUUAGACGAAAAACAAGUAACAUUAGAAGCUGCUGGGCUCUUUCCAAAAUCUGUUGUUUAUGUUAGAGAUAACUCAUAA